Misgurnus anguillicaudatus (oriental weatherfish) is the source of this 4003-nucleotide messenger RNA. NCBI's taxonomy places the organism in Eukaryota, Metazoa, Chordata, Actinopteri, Cypriniformes, Cobitidae. The record is from RefSeq and is a predicted model, not a curated record.
GGGUGGGACAACAUUUUUAGAGUGUUUUAUUUCGAGGGAAUAAAGAUUUGUUUUAUUCACAUGACAUCGGUUAAAACAAACACCGUCAUUUCGCAAUGAUCGAUAUUUUGACAAUAUUUCAUUUUGCGCAAAUGCGUGAAUGGAAUGCAAAUCAGCCUGACUUUCAGUAAUCAGAAACUGAAAUGCUUUAAUAACUUUAUCGUUUUGAACUCAAACACCCACAGCAACAUGAAGACGACCACGUUACUCUUCAUCAUCUUUUUAUUAAUUAACGGUGUUGUUACAGAUGAGUCAGUGUCAGUGUAUGAGGGAGAUUCUGUUACUCUACACACUGAUCUUAUUGAUUCACAGACAGAUGAUCUGAUGGACUGGAGGUUUGGAGAUCAACAGGAUCUCAUAGCUAGAAUCAACAGAGAAGCCAAUUCACUCAGAAUAUAUGAUGAUGUUCUUGAUGGGAGAUUCAGAGACAGACUGCAGGUGAAUAAUCAGACUGGAGAUCUCACCAUCACAAACAUCACAACUCAACACACUGGACUUUAUCAACUAGACAUCAGCAGAGAGAUGAUCACAAGAAAGACAUUCAACAUUAAUGUGUCUGGUGAUAAAGUGAAGACAGUGAUGAUGGGAGAUUCUGUCAUUAUAGUCAAAAAUGUUAUCAAGAAACCAGGCGAUGAGAAGAUGAUGUGGAGGAUUCGACACAACAACUCUCCUGUAGCUGAAAUGACUGGAACAGAAUUAACUUAUAAUGGGAGAUUCAGAGACAGACUUCAGGUGGAUGAUCAGACUGGAGAUCUCAUCAUCACAGACAUCAGACCUGAAGACUCUGGAUCUUAUGAAGUAGAUAUCACUGUCGGCAAUCACUUGUAUACUAUACACAGAUCAUUCAAUGUCAAUGUCAAAGAGCGAGGUCUGUCUCCAGGUGAUGUAGCAGGAAUAUCUCUUAUCAGCCUACUUAUUACUACUGCUGCUGCUGCUGCUGUUGUUGCUGGUGUGUUUUACCAUCGCAAGAUCAGUAAAACAAUAAAAAUAUUGGAUGAAAAGAUUAAAGUGGAGAAAGGUCAUAAUGCUGUUCUUAAGGCUGGUCUGAAAGAACUAAAGAAAGAUGAUAAGAUUGAAUGGAGAUAUGGACAAGAUACAGAGAUGAGAUAUCCUGUGAUAAUGUGGCCAUGGAGAUCUCCAGGUACUCUCAUAGCUAAACAUGAUAAAGAAGGCUUCAACACUUAUAAUGGUCCUGAUGAGAGAUUCAAGUACAAACUGAGUCUGGAUCCUGAGACUGGAGAUCUCAUCAUCAAUGAUGUCAGUAAUAAACACUUUGGAGUUUAUCAACUAAAAUUCACCAGUGGUGGAAAAACCUCAUACAAGAGAUUCAAAGUCUUUGUCACAGGUACAACAAAACUGACGGUGUAUGAGGGAGAAUCUGUUCAUCUGAAGACUAAACUUACUGACAUACAGAGAGUUAAUCUGAUAGAGUGGACAUUUCGAUCUGAAGACUGUGUCAUAGCUGAAAUCAAUCCUGCCAACAAUAUCUUCAGUACAUAUGAUGGUAAUGAUGGUGAAUUCAGAGACAGACUGCACCUGGAUCCACAAACUGGAGAUCUCACCAUCGAUGACAUCACAUGGGGACACCGUGGAUAUUAUACACUGAAGAUCAUCACAGAUGGAGAAACCUACUACAGAAGAUUCCUUUUACCUGUCAAAUGGAAUACAGUGUGUGUGGAUGAGGGAUUCUCUGUUGAUCUGAAGACUGAUCUUACUAACAUAAAGAAAGAUGAUGUGAUAGAGUGGAGAUUUAAUGAAACUCUCAUAGCUGAAAUCAAUCCUGCCAACAAUAUCUUCAGUACAUAUAAUGAUGAUCUAUUCAGAGAUAAACUGAAGCUGAAUGAUCAGACUGGAGAUCUCACCAUCAAUGACUUCAGAGAGGAACAUGAAGGAGGUUAUAAACUGAAGAUCAUCAGAGGUGGACAAUCCUCAUACAAGAGAUUCACAGUGUCUCUCGGAGUUUCAAUGCUGGAAGUGGAUGAGGGAAAAUCUGUCCAUCUGAAGACUGAAGUUACUGACAUAAAGAGAGAUGAUGUGAUAGAGUGGAGAUUUAAAGAAACUCUCAUAGCUGAAAUCAAUCCUGCCAACAAUAUCUUCAGGACAUAUGAUGAUAAUGAUCUAUUCAGAGAUAAACUGAAUCUGAAUCAUCAGACUGGAGAUCUCAACAUCAAAGACUUCAGAGAGGAACAUAAAGGAGUUUAUAUACUGAAGAUCAUCAGAGAUGGAAAAACCUUAGAAAGAAUUUUAGAUGUGUCUAUCAGACUUACAGGUGAAAUAGCAGGAAAACUGUACACGAGAGAGGGAGCAUCUGUUGAUCUGGACACUUUUCUUAAUGACUUAAAGAGAGUUGAUGUGAUAGAGUGGAGAUUUAAUGAAACUCUUAUAGCUGAAAUCAAUCCUGCAAACAAUAUCUUCAGUAUAUAUGAUGGUGAUGAUGAUCUAUUCAGAGGUAAACUGAAGCUGAAUCAUCGCACUGGAGAUCUCAACAUCAAUGACAUCAGAGAGAAACAUGAAGGAGUUUAUGAAGUGAAGAUCAUCAGAGACGGAGAAGCCUCAUACGAGAGAACAAUUGUGUCUCUCUGUGGGAAAACACUGGAAGUGGAUGAGGGGAAAUCUGUUGAUCUGGAGACUGAAGUUACUGACAUACAGAGAGAUGAUGUGAUAGAGUGGAGAUUUGAAGAAACUCUCAUAGCUAUAAUCAAUCAUGCCAACAAGAUCUUCAGGACAUUUUAUAAAAGUUUAUUCAAAAAUAAACUGAAGCUGAAUCUUCAGACUGGAGAUUUCAACAUCGAUGACUUCAGACAUAAAAAUGAAGGAGUUUAUGAAGUGAAGAUCACCAGAGAUGGAGAAACAGUAGUCUAUAGAUUCAGAGUGUCUAUCAACAAUUUUAAGGCAGAAGAUUCAGUAAGGAAGAGAGGAGGAAAUUCAGUGGAGAUAGAGAUGCAGCCGUUGUUGUCACACAUUCAGCAAUUGGUGGUAUCCAGAACAUCAGAACUGAAGCGACAGACAUCAGAAAUCCAGGAGCAACAGCAGCAACAACACGAAAGAUCAGAAUGACAUCAUCUGUACUGAGACCUGUGGUAAAUAAUAAAGAGUUAUUACUGUAACUGAAUCUGAUCUUAGAUCAGCUCAGUAAAUAAACUCUAAUAAUCACACCUGUUGUAUCUGAACACGUCUGACAGAGAUGAGUGAUGUUGAGAUGUUGAGUUUGGUUUGUGAUGGUAUUGUUGAGUACACAUCUGUAUGUGUUUGUAUCCUGAUAUUCAACCUCCAGAGAUAGAGAGAGUCUGAUGUUGAGAUCAGACACACUGAUGAUGGACAAUAAACUGUUUCCUUUAUACCAGGACAGACUCACAUCUCUCACAUUCAACACUGAACACAAUAACACACAGUUUGGAUUUGCUGAUGAUGAAGAACAUUGUGAAGAGUUUCUGGUGAUGACCGGAACGGGCAGGCGAGCUGUCAAACAUGAGAAAAUAAACAAAAAUGUUACAUUACAUUUAUUUAUAAUAUUAUCAAUAUUAGUCAAGAGGUCUGCAUAUAAGGUGCAGAAAUGAGGUGCAUAUAAAUAUUUAUAUAUUUAAUCACUGCGUAGACAAAUAUAACGGUUAAUAUGUCAAAAGUAAAUCCUCGCUCACCAUAGACAAUAACAUUAAAUCUGUAUGAGGUUAUUCUGUUGCUUCUGAUAUUUAUAUGAUAAAGUCCAGAGUCUUCAGUAUUGAUGUUUGUGAUGGUGAGAUCUCCAGUCUGAUUAUUUAACUGAAGUCUGUUUCUGAAUCUCCCAUUAAGAACAUUAGCAUAUUUUGAAAACUUAUUGGCUUCUUUGUUAAUUUCAGCUAUUACAGUCUCUUGAGGACCAAACAUCCACAAUAUCAGAUGAUCUCUCUGUAGUUUAGUAUCAGUUUGUAGAGUAAGAGAAUUUCCCUCCAUCACUGACACUGACUUCACUUCAUCACCAAACACA